AUGAGGAAGAUGCGGACCCUCCUUCGCUUUGUGCAUUGCUGCUGCUGCUGCUUCUUGCUCCUCCUGCCUCCGCCGCUCUGGGUCAGCCUCGCAGCGGCUAAGCAGCUCCUGAAGUACCGGCUGGCCGAGGAGGGACCCGCCGACAUCCGCAUCGGCAACGUGGCUUCCGACCUGGGCAUCGUGACGGGCUCCGGAGAGGUGACAUUCAGCCUGGAGUCGGGCUCCGACUAUCUCAAGAUCGAUAAUAUGACCGGGGAGCUGAGCACCACAGAGCGGCGCAUCGACCGCGAAAAGCUGCCGCAGUGCCAGAUGAUCUUCGACGAGAACGAGUGCUUCUUGGACUUCGAGGUGUCGGUCAUCGGCCCCUCGCAGAGCUGGGUGGACCUCUUCGAAGGCCGGGUCAUCAUCCUGGACAUCAACGACAACACCCCCACCUUCCCUUCCCCCGUCCUCACGCUCACCGUGGAGGAGAACCGGCCCGUGGGGACCCUCUACCUGCUCCCCACCGCCACCGACAGGGACUUCGGCCGCAACGGCAUCGAGCGCUACGAGCUGCUGCAGGAGCCCGGCGGGGACGGCGGCCGGCGCGGCGGCGGGGGAGGCUCGGCCGCGGCGGCCCCCGAGAGCGCCCCCUUCCCCGGCGGCAGCAAGCGGCGGCAGGAGGCGGAGGCGGCGGCCCGCAGCAGCGUCUUCGAGCUGCAGGUGGCCGACACCCUGGACGGGGAGAAGCAGCCUCAGCUGAUCGUCAAGGGGGCGCUGGACCGGGAGCAGCGGGACUCCUACGAGCUCAGCCUCCGCGUGCGGGACGGCGGCGACCCGGCACGGUCCUCGCAGGCCAUCCUGAGGGUGCUGAUCACCGACGUGAACGACAACAGCCCCCGCUUCGAGAAGAGCGUCUAUGAGGCGGACCUGGCGGAGAACAGCAGCCCUGGGACCCCGAUCCUGCAGCUGCGAGCCACCGACCUGGACGUGGGGGUGAACGGGCAGAUCGAGUACGUCUUCGGGGCGGCCACCGAGUCCGUCAGGCGCCUACUGCGGCUGGACGAGACCACGGGCUGGCUCAGCGUCUUGCACCGCAUCGACCGGGAGGAGGUGAACCAGCUUCGCUUCACUGUCAUGGCCCGAGACCGGGGCCAGCCCCCCAAGACAGACAAGGCCACUGUCGUGCUGAACAUCCGGGAUGAAAAUGACAACGUGCCCACCAUCGACAUCCGGAAAAUUGGGCGCAUCCCGCUCCGGGACGGGGUGGCAAGCGUGGCCGAGGAUGUGCUGGUGGACACCCCCAUUGCCUUGGUGCAGGUGUCAGACAGAGACCAAGGUGAAAAUGGUGUGGUGACCUGCACCGUGGUGGGCGAUGUGCCCUUCCAGCUCAAACCGGCCAGUGAGGGUGAAGGGGAGCCACAGAAUAAGCGCAAGUAUUUCCUCCACACCUCGGCCCCUCUGGAUUAUGAAGCCGUCCGUGACUACAACGUGGUGAUUGUGGCUGUGGACUCAGGCAGCCCCAGUUUGUCCAGCAACAACUCCUUGCUGGUGCGGGUCGGGGACACUAAUGACAACCCUCCCAUGUUCAGCCAGGCUGUGCUGGAGGUCUCCUUCCCAGAGAACAACUUGCCUGGUGAGAGGGUGGCCACAGUGGUUGCCACAGAUGCGGAUAGUGGCAAGAAUGCUGAGAUCACCUAUUCCUUGGAGGCCUCACCCCUCUCCUCAGAGGCACCGGGCAGCAUCUUCAGUAUUGACCCUGACUCUGGGGAUGUGUCGGUGCAGGCAGUGCUGGACCGUGAGCAACGGGACACCUAUGAAUUUCAGGUGACAGCCCGGGACAAGGGGGUGCCAUCGCUGCAGGGCUCCACCACAGUGGUGGUGCGAGUGUCAGACCGCAAUGACAACGAGCCACGCUUCAUGCAGGAUGUGUUCACCUUCUAUGUGAAAGAAAACCUGCAGCCCAACAGCCCCGUGGGCAUGGUGACUGUGAUGGACUUUGACAAGGGCCGCAAUGCCGAGCUCAGCCUCUCUAUUCAGCCUGGAGAUCAUGAACAGGCAGCUGGCAUCUUCUCCAUCGAGAAUGACACUGGAACCAUUUUCUCCACUGUCUCUUUUGACCGUGAGCAGCAGACCAGCUACACCUUUAAGGUGAAGGCAGUGGAUGGGGGAGAGCCACCACGGUCUGCCACAGCCACCGUGUCUCUCUUUGUGAUGGAUGAGAACGACAAUGCACCCACUGUCACCUUCCCCAGCAACAGCUCCUACACUGUGCUGCCACCCUCCAGCAACAUGCGCACUGUGGUGGCCACAGUGGUCGCCACUGAUGCUGACACAGGUCUCAACGCUGACCUCAACUACAGCAUUGUUGGGGGCAACCCCUUCAAACUCUUUGAAAUAGACCCGGCCAGUGGUGUGGUGUCACUGGUGGGCAAGUUGGCCCCCAAGCACUAUGGCCUGCACCGCCUGGUUGUGCAGGUGAAUGACAGUGGGCAGCCCCCCCAGUCCACCACUGCCCUGCUCCAUGUCUUUGUCAACGAGAGCCUGUCCAAUGCCACUGUGGUGGAGAGCCAGGUGGCUCGCAGCCUUCACACCCCACUGGCCCAGGACAUUGCUGGUGAUCCCAGCUAUGAGCUGAGCAAGCAGAGGCUUAGCAUAGUCAUUGGCGUGGUGGCUGGCAUCAUGACCGUCAUCCUUCUUAUCCUCGUGGUGGUCAUGGCCCGCUACUGUCGAUCUAAGGGCAAGCAUGGCUACGAGGCCGGCAAGAAGGACCAUGAGGAUUUCUUCACCCCCCAGCAGCACGACAAGGCCAAGAAGCCCAAGAAGGACAAGAAAGGCAAGAAGGGCAAGCAGCCCCUCUACAGCAGCAUUGUUACUGUCGAGGCUUCCAAGCCCAAUGGGCAGCGCUACGACAGCGUGAACGAGAAGCUCUCGGACAGCCCUGGCAUGGGCCGAUAUCGCUCGGUCAAUGGUGGCCCAGGCAGCCCUGACCUGGCCAGGCACUACAAGUCGAGCUCACCGCUGCCCACGGUCCAGCUGCACCCACAGUCCCCCACUGCUGGCAAAAAGCACCAGGCCGUGCAGGACCUGCCCCCAGCAAACACCUUCGUGGGCGCUGGCGACAACAUCUCCAUCGGCUCGGACCAUUGCUCCGAGUACAGCUGCCAGGCCAGCAGCAAGUACAGCAAGCAGGUGGAUACAGUGCAGACCACGCAGCACCCUGGCCAUAUUGAGGAAUCAUGUAAAAUGAAUCCGUUUCGUAGAGUGACGUUUUCUGUUGUGAGUCAGCCUCAGGACCCGCAUCAAGGGUCAUUGCAGAGUUGCUAUGACAGCGGUCUGGAGGAGUCAGAAACACCAAGCAGUAAGAGUUCAUCAGGGCCAAGACUGGGUGCCCUUCCACUCCCAGAGGACAACUACGAAAGGACUACGCCGGAUGGCAGUGUUGGUGAGGCAGAGCAUAUGGAAAAUGAUUCACGGCCUCUACCAGAUGUAGCCCUAACAGGGAAGUGCACCCGAGAAUGUGAUGAAUAUGGCCACUCAGACUCCUGCUGGAUGCCAGUCCGCACUUCUCCGGAGAGAAAGCAGAAGAGCCAGCCAAAACUCUCCACUUUCAUGCCUGUUGAUGAACGGGGCAGUCAGGAAAAGCUGGCCAAUGGAGAAGCCUCCCUCAUGGGUGACCGCAACAGAAACCUCCUUAACAAAAAGUUGACCUCAUCUUAUGAGACCUUCAGCGCAGCUAGUUUCAGCAAAAAUGAAGAAGGCAACCCAGAGGAUAUCCCCCUUACACAGACAGGGGAAUACAAGCCAUCUCCUGUCAAUACUCUAACUAGAAGAGAAGUUUACCUGUAGGCUAAAAAGCAGCAACAAAGUUCUUUCAUAAUAUAAGAAAGAAAUGGGGCAAAAGUCUUAAAAUCACAACAAUUUUAAGAAAAAAUGUGAAACAAUAAAGAGGGGGCCACCAAAGAGACAAAAGAUCUGCCUGCCACUUCUGCCUCCAUAGCAGGCAUGUAAUUAUACUGUCUGCCUGACUAUACUGUACAAUGUAGAAAACAUUGCUGUUACUUGCAUGUCUAAUUCCCCCUCGCUGAUUUUUAUUUUCCUAGAUCUAUGGCUGCAAAUUCCUCCCAUAGUAGCAAGCUUGAUUAAAAAGAACACGACAUACUGUUGUUUCCCCUCUGCAGAAGCAUGAAUUAAGCCACUCAUUUUGUUUGUUUGUCAUCUGGCUUGUUGAGGAUAACAGGUCAGGGAAAAUGUAUUCCAAACAUACCAUCUGAAUAUUGCUGAUCCCCAUCAGGGACAAUCCUACAGAAACCAUAAAGAUAUAGGAUAAAUAUAAAGGAAUAAUCAUAAAUAGGCACUUUGUGAAGACCACAGCUUUAAUAUUCUCACCUCUCAUCUGAGGCUGGAAGCAACAGAAAUACAUUCAGCCUGAGACUGCAGUCAAAAACAUGGCAUACUUUCCCGUGACUCAUGGACUCUGGUUCUGUUUAUUCCAUUGAACAAACCUGUCUUGCUGUGUCUCUUUCUCUCUUUCUCUCUCGUUCUCUGUAAUGAUUAUUUCAAUGUAAACACAAUUACUAACACUUAUACCAUAGGAUAGCAAUGAUAAACUGUUGAAAUCAUUAUUUUGGGCAAGACUAACAUUUAGCUGGGAAGAUUGUAAUAACAAAAAGGCCAAAGAUCACACAAUGGAUCAGGGGAACUGCUAAGUAUUGGGGCUUGACUUAGAAAAUAAAUGUAUUCACAAAAAAACCACAUGUACUCAUAACACAGCAUCAGUUACAUUCUAUGCAGCAGCACAGUUCACAAGCCCAGAUGACAAAUUUUUUUUCCAGUGUGGUUCAGUUGAAUGCCCAAAGGAACUGAUGCUUUUUUUGUAAUGACAUGAUACAUUGCAGCACAUGCUGCAUAUUAUAUGCUGCAUAUGCUAGUUCCAGGGAAUUUUUAAGAUCAAAAUUAAAAAAUAUUAGUAGAAGAGAAGGCCGUGUUAGUGGGAAUGCUUGAUGGGAGGGAAAAAGGUGGACAAUAGGAUAAUGCAGUAACAAGAGAACAUUUCAACUCGGAUACAAAAGCUUCUUUUCAGACAGCAAGGCAUGGUUGCUAAGUGUGGUCAUCAGUGUUGCAGCUUAUCAACUGCUUCAAUUAUGUCAAAGAUGAUGAUAAUGAAAGCUUUCUUGAAACCAAGUGCAUUAAAACCAAGAAAAGUGCAAUACUAAAUGAUAUCAAGACUCAGAACAUUUAGCAUUAGUAAAAAAUGGUCUGAUAAACAGUGGUAUGAUACCUAGGAGGUCAAGAGGAGUUAAAAGGAGUCCAAGCUACGAUAUGCAAGAGCUGUAACAACUAUCAUGGUGAGUGCUUCUUGAAAGGAAGAGGAAAUGAAACAGGGUUUUGUGCAAUAAAAGCAACAAAACAUGCAGAACAUCAACCAAUUGCUUUGUAGUUGAUGCUGUAUUAAUAAUCACAGACUGAGCUCAGACAUUCAGACAAAAGUGACAAUCAAACAACACAGCAAGGACAGCUCAAGGAUGGAGAAAGCAUUCAGAUCCCUGGCUGUUGAACUGGCACGAAGGCAUGGCUAGAUGGCUCUCUAGUAACUGUAGUCAUAAUGUAGCUUUGGGUAGUUUCUUGCUUUGCAGAAUUGCAUAGAAAUAACCUUAAACAGCCUAAGGUAGAAGUUGGUAAAUCAAAACAACUCAUCACAUUUAUCUUUUGAAUUCACUUCUCCAUGUAGUGGGUUGUGCCAUUACUGGCCUUUACAUUCUCCUCUCUAAAGUUUACUUUCUUCAAGUAACAUUAGUUUGUGUAUAGCAGUUAUGAUGAAUGGGCACAUUUUAGAAAGAAAAUAUUAAAAUCAAAGAUUAUUAACGAUUGAACAUUUUUAUGUUUAAUUAUUUAAGUAAUACGGGGAGAUGCAAGCUAGUACUUUGUUAUGAGACUGCGUAUAGCAGUUACUGCUUUGUAUAAUCUGUAAGUACCUGUUUAAAAAUGCUUCUAAAAAUGCUUAUGUAAUGUAAACACAUUUUUCUUGCACGUUUCAACAGAAUACACAAUUGCAUAACACAAAUGUUCAACAGAACUUCCUUUAAUAGGAUUUUAUUUAAUAUUACACACAAGAAAAUAAAUUAGGUAGCUGGGUUCCAUAUAUUCUUAGACACUUUUUCUACAAGGCUAAUAAUACAGGUCAUAAUAGGCCUUCCGAUUAAAUGGAUCAGCAGUCAUUCACCAAUUUUUGCACCACGUAAGACAGUCAUGAAAUAAUUUUCUUGUGUGCAUCUCCUUAGAUCUAAAAUGUGUGAAAGAAUUUUUUAAAAAUUCUAUCUACUGUAAGUAUUCACAGUAAUUCUUGUGGAACUAGCCACUAUUAAUAUGCUGAUUACUCUUCUGACCUGGCAUGACAUACAAAUAUAUUUUGUGUUUGUAUUUUUCCUCUUUAUUUGAAAUAGGUUAAAUCUGGUGCCACUCCAUAAAUAGAGUGCUUUUGUAUAAAAAAUAAACAAAUAAAGCUAUAAAAAAUAAUUAGGGUGAAUGCAAAAUAUGCAACUGUGCCUUUUAUACCUAUUAUUAUGGUAAAGUGGUAGUUGGGUUUGGACACUGAGGGGUAAGGGGCUAUUCCCAACUUUUUUGAACCUGUAUAUUUACCUGUGUUUAUUUUCUGAGAAAUUAUAAAUAAUAUAUUUAAAAACAAGCCUUUUGCCAAACUCAGUUAAUGGACCAGUCUUAAGCAUUAUUAACACAAGGCUGUGGUUUAAGUAGGUCUUGAGGAUUUUUUUAACUACUGUUUGUGUGGGCUUUGGGGUUGCUUUAGUUUGUUUUUAAUUUUGCUGCCUGGAAAAGUAUGAUCAGUCUAUAUGAUAGUUAUUUAGCAAGGUGUCACCAGUUCAUGUUGCCAGGAAAAUUGACAUUUUUUUAAUAGCUUUUAGCCUUCAUCACAUUUUAUUUGUACAGUAUAGAAAUCAUCUUUUUCUUUCCUUCCAUGGGAAACUCAGAUGAGCUUUGCAUGUAUUUUACAUUAGGGCACCUUUAUAGAUUGAUGCGUUAAUAUAUAACUUUAUAUGUAUUAGAAAGUUCAAUAGCUUUGGUCUAAAAUCUAAGGCUUAAUCCAGAUCUCAGACCCACUAUGUUUAUUGAAUAUGGUUUCUGACUGGCCUGCUGCCUGAGUUUCAGGAAAAAAGUUAAACAUUAUUUUUAUGUGGGGGAAAAACUUAAAUGGGAUUGAAAUGAUUGGCUGAAAGGCUACCCUAGAAGUUGUCAAGCAGAAAAAUCAUGAAUCUGGAUAAAGAUCUUGCCAUAAAUCCAGCCAUCACCAAACACCAGUAAGGAAGUUAAACAAUUAAAUAUUUUUCUUUCUGUUUCACUGGUGAUAAAUAUACAGAGUUUCCUUAAGAAAAGAAGCAGAUGAAAAAGCAAUAGAAAGCCCACCAGUUUAGUUGUAUUACUAUCUGAAAGAGCAUAAGCACUAGGAAGAAGACAACAUUCACCAGCUACCUGGGGUAUGCUUUCAGACAACUUUUCCUAAAUUUUAAAGCACUUGCAUUCAGUGUGGUACGAUCUGUUUGUAAUAAUAAUCAUUGACUAUUGUUCUGCAACUUGGAUGUUGAUAGUGAAGCAGAGAACAAUUUAUCAUUGUUUAUUAUGAGUCACUAUGCACGCAACUAUGCUAAACAUGGCAAAAUGUAUUAAACGCUAGUCCACCUCUAUUUAUGAAAUAUUUACAUAAUUUAAUUUGCUUUUGUACAGUUUUAUGUAAAUAAAUUGCUUGUCAUUUUUGUCUCUGCAAAUUAAAAUAUAACAUGUUCAACUGGUU
Messenger RNA from Agelaius phoeniceus (red-winged blackbird), 7783 nucleotides. The record is from RefSeq and is a predicted model, not a curated record. Lineage: Eukaryota; Metazoa; Chordata; Aves; Passeriformes; Icteridae.